Messenger RNA from Phymastichus coffea, 1363 nucleotides. RefSeq names its product odorant receptor 13a-like. Gene Ontology annotation, biological process: sensory perception of smell; detection of chemical stimulus involved in sensory perception of smell. Gene Ontology annotation, cellular component: plasma membrane. The record is from RefSeq and is a predicted model, not a curated record. The transcript has 9 exons. Gene Ontology annotation, molecular function: odorant binding; olfactory receptor activity. The coding region runs from base 108 to 1253 and encodes 381 amino acids. Lineage: Eukaryota; Metazoa; Arthropoda; Insecta; Hymenoptera; Eulophidae.
CAUAAUAUAUCAUCUUAUAUCAAGUGGAGACUUGUGAUUUUCUUUAGGGUCUUCUAAAUCAAAUAGUCAGAUAAGCUGCAAAGAAAAGAUAUAGGUUCGUGAAUAUUAUGGAUUAUUAUUUCACGUAUAGCAAGAUAUUUUUAAGUACUCUCGGACAAUGGCCUUACCAAUCUCGGUUAAUAGCAAAAAUAUGUCAAUAUUUUUGGACGAUGCAACAUAUCAGCAUUAUGAUACCUGAGGCUAUAAAACUAUAUGAAUAUAGAAAGAAUAUUGAUUUAGUGAUAGAAUGUUUGCCAAAUCUCCUCUAUAACGCAGGUAUAGGUGUAAAAUUUAUUAAUGGUGUAAUCAAUCAACAUAAAAUCAAGCUAGCUCUGGAGAAAGUCAAACAGGACUGGAACAAAGUGCAAAACAAUCAUGAGCAAAUUAAAAUUCUACAAGAUUUUUCUGAUUCUGGACGAUUAUUGAUUAUUUUUUAUAUCGGUUUUGUCUAUUUCGUUUUAUUAUCAUUCAUGUUUAUUCCACUAUCACCGAUAAUUUUAGAUUUCAUAAACCCGUUGAAUGAAACAAGACCGAAAUCUCCCUUAUACAUAGCGGAAUUUUUCGUGGAUCAAGAUAAAUAUUAUUAUAGUAUUUUAAUGCAUGGUUAUGUGACAUCACUGUUUGGAAUACUACCUCUUUUUGGAAAUGACAUUUUUUUAUCUAAUUGCGUUCAUCACGCUUGUGGGAUGUUCACCAUUCUCGGACAUCGACUCAAGAAGCAAUUAUCAAAAGAAAAUGUAGAUGGCGAUGAAAUAUAUAAGCAAACUAUCGAUUGUGUAGUACAACAUCAAAGGAUAAUUGAGUUUUGUGACGAUGUAAAUAAAAUCUACAGCACCUCAUUUUUCUUCGUUUUAACAAUAUGCAUAAUAAUGAUGAGUGUAACUGGAGUAGUGGCCGUGAUAAAGUUGGAAGAAAACUUUAAAGAUUGCUUCAGAUUUGCUAUGUUUACUAUAGCUCAAAUAUUCCAUAUGUUGUGUUAUAAUUUGCUGGGACAAAAGCUUUUAAAUCAGGGUGAAAAGUUUUCAAACUACAUUUGGGAAUCCAAUUGGUACUUAGCAUCAAGGAAAACAAAAUUCAUUAUUCAAUUCAUCGUAUUCAGGAGCUCAAAGCCAGCAAAUUUACAGGCUAAUAUUUUUCCACUGUCUUUAGAAAACUUUACGUCUGUAAUGAAAACCUCCAUGUCCUACUUCACCGUGUUCAAAUCAACUAGGUGAAGCCGAAAAGUUCUCAAAACAAUAUCUAUUCUGUAAUUAAGAAAUGAUGCAGUGAUAUCAAACAUAAUAUCAUAAUUAACAAAUAUCAUUAAAUAUCUUAUUCUGAAAUU